Sipha flava (yellow sugarcane aphid) is the source of this 946-nucleotide messenger RNA. RefSeq names its product mitochondrial 2-oxoglutarate/malate carrier protein-like. The coding region runs from base 1 to 924 and encodes 307 amino acids. The transcript is spliced from 6 exons. Gene Ontology annotation, biological process: succinate transmembrane transport; oxaloacetate transport; thiosulfate transport. The record is from RefSeq and is a predicted model, not a curated record. Lineage: Eukaryota; Metazoa; Arthropoda; Insecta; Hemiptera; Aphididae. Gene Ontology annotation, molecular function: thiosulfate transmembrane transporter activity; antiporter activity; sulfate transmembrane transporter activity.
AUGUCAAGUAUAAAAGAGAAAAAAAAUUUACCGUUUUACGCUAACUUUACAAUAGCUGGAUUAGCUGGAAUGGGUUCGGCCUUCUUCGUUCAUCCGUUGGAAGUGCUUAAAUUCCGGAUGCAACUCAGCGGAGAGAAAGGCACGACUGUAGAUCAUAAGAACUCGUUCUAUGCGAUUGUGAAUAUGGCAAAACAAGAAAAGCUUUCGGGAUUUUAUAAAGGAAUUACUGCAAACUUUACGAGACAAAUGAUUUUUACAUCAACCCGGGUUGGUUCAUACACUUCGCUCGUGCACGAAAUGAAAAAACGAGGAUAUGACAGCGUACUGAAUAAUGCACUCGCCAGCAUGACUACCGGAGCUUUUGCUGCGUUUAUCGCUACACCGGCAGACAUUGCUGUAGUCCGCAUGACGUCCGACGGACGUUUGCCGAAAGAAUCAAGACGUAACUAUAAACAUGUUUUCGACGCUCUUUUGAAAAUCCGAAAAGACGAAGGCAUUCGCGGGCUAUGGCGAGGAACGGUGUCCUCGGUGAUUAGGGCGAUGACUGCCAAUGUAACGCAAUUGAUGUCUUAUGACUCGGCCAAAGAGUAUCUGAUGGAAUACCAAAACAUGGAAAAUGGCUUAAAGCUUCAUACAGUAGCGAGUAUGAUUUCGGGAAUUCUAUACUCCGUUUUUUCGAAUCCAAUGGAUGUAAUUAAAACACGAAUUCAACAACAAAAAAUUGUAGAUGGCAAAUCAGAAUAUACAGGUUUUAUUGAUGUGGGGAACACUUUGUUAAAAACUGAAGGAGUGAAAGCUUUGUGGAAAGGAUGGCCUUUUUAUUAUUUACGAAUUGCCCCAGGUACAGUCUUGUUGUUCAUUUUCAUGGAACAGUUGAACAAUGGUUACAGACAAUAUAUUAUGAAUGAACCAAUCGAAGAUUAAUUGGAUUGAAUUAAUUAAUUAA